Molecule: messenger RNA, 711 nt
Organism: Penicillium olsonii
Lineage: Eukaryota; Fungi; Ascomycota; Eurotiomycetes; Eurotiales; Aspergillaceae
Source: the annotation of a GenBank genome assembly
AUGACCAAGCCAACGAUUAAAGCAGUCUUCUUUGACUUCAUGGGGACGUGUUUAGAUUGGCACAGCAGCGUAGUGCAAGCCUUGCCCUCAGCCAUCCCCCGCGCCGAAGCAUCCAAACUUGCUCUCGAAUGGCGGCAGCAGUACUUUCGUGAAAAUAGCAUUCGGGUGAGUCAAAAUCUCAACCCCGAAGAUAUCGACAUCACCCUCGCGCGCAGCCUGGAGAUCGUCCUCGCGCGCUUCCCCGCACACUCGCCCCAUUUCGACGACAAGACCAAAGUCCACCUCAUCCGAGCGUGGCAUUCCCAAACGGCAUGGCCUGAAGUUUCGAAUGCAAUCCAAAGUCUUCGGAACCAACUUGGUCUCGAGGUCUUUGUACAUGCGAACGGGACGACUCGACUCCAACUCGACCUGACCAGCUCCUCGGGUUUGGAGUUUGACAUGUUGUUUUCAAGCCAGUUGCUGGGAGUGUACAAGCCGAGCCGGGAGGCAUAUGAAAAGGCUCUGGGGCUGGUCCAACUCCAGGCAGAGGAGGUUGUCUUGGUCGCGGCGCAUGCCUAUGAUCUGCGGGGUGCAAAGGCAUGUGGACUGAGAACUGUGUACGUUCAUCGAUGGACUGAUGAUGUCGAUGAAGACAUGGAGGCAGUCAAAACGGAGUUCGAUGCCUUCUUGGAAAAUAUGGAUGACCUUCCUCUUGCGAUUCAUGCAUUGUGA